Molecule: messenger RNA, 891 nt
Organism: Symbiodinium sp. CCMP2592
Lineage: Eukaryota; Dinophyceae; Suessiales; Symbiodiniaceae
Source: the annotation of a GenBank genome assembly
AUGAACAAAGCCAGAGCCAUGCUCGAUGCCCUCAUGGGGCCAAAUCGCGACGAGAAGGAAGUCGACAAAGCAAAAGCGUAUGUAAAAGUUUUCUCAUCGGGCUUUGCCCGCUUGAUCGAGCUUACCUGGGCGGCUCCGCAGCUGCAUGUGAGAUCGCGCGGAAGCAUGCCAGAACUCAUGUUCAAUGAUACCAUCGUGGCCCUGUCCAUUUCAUGCACUCGAGCGCCAGUCCAAGCCAGUGGAUGCACGGAUACAGCAUGGUUGAGGUUCAUCACGCACCCCGAUGCUGAUGAGCUGAGACGUCGGUAUGAAGCAGACACGCUUCCCAGUUUGGAGUUUGUCGUGCGAGAGUGCGAAGCACGAAUCGCGGACGAGAAGGGGCGGAUCCGAGAUGACUGGGGCAGGAGAAGACCUCCGUUGCCCGUUCCUGUCAUCGACAAGCUCUCCGCAAUGAAGCGGGAGAGCUCCGCCAAAGUGUCGACCCGAGGCCUGGACGACGACAAGUUUCAGGAGAAGGCUCGCUUGAUGGCCGAGGCCGAAGACCUCACAAAGGAGGCAGCCGCAGUCGAGGAGGAGGAGACAAAGAAGGCGAUUGCGGCUGCUGUUCCUGAAGAAGUUUGUGACAUCUGCGGCACCUGCUACCAGGGCGCUGCUGCUGAUGCGGCCCACAAGCAGUUCAAGAUACACAACUCCUACCAGGAGAUUCGAAAUAAGCUGGACGAGCUGAAGCCCCGAGUAGACGAGUGGCGUAAGGGCCGCCAAGAUCAGGAUCCGAAGGCCGAGCGCUCCGAGAAGCGGAGCCGAAAGGCCGAAGACCCGGAACCGGCGCAGCGGGACCGGAGCCGUCGAGGCAGUGCUGGGCCAAACGCAGAAAGGAGACUUGGGGACUGA